Messenger RNA from Penicillium daleae, 2553 nucleotides. RefSeq lists its product as uncharacterized. The record is from RefSeq and is a predicted model, not a curated record. Gene Ontology annotation, molecular function: GTPase binding. The transcript is spliced from 5 exons. Lineage: Eukaryota; Fungi; Ascomycota; Eurotiomycetes; Eurotiales; Aspergillaceae. Bases 1 to 2553 code for a protein of 850 amino acids.
AUGGACACGACCGAGCCGCGGCGCGGGGCUUCAGAGGAGGCUGAUCGAGACCCUACCUACAGCCCCGCGUCCUCAGAGCAUCCGCAAGAACUCCCCGAUGACCUACCUAAGUCGCUGGACGAUCGCCGGUCGGUGCCAGUAUUCCACGAGACCGAGAUGUACGAUGCGUGGCAGGCCGUCUUGCGGGCCUCUCGGUCCUACCUAGACUGGUGGCAUACCAGUCCGAAUUACUAUAUGACAGAGGCUAAAUCACGAUACGAAUUGCUAGGACAAUCACAAUUCCUCACGACCCCAGUCGCCGCGAAACCGCUGAGUUUUAGUCUCGCGCUCGACGACCACAUGCACGAUUCUGAGACCGACCUACGAGCUCGUGACCUGGAAGAUAGCGAUGCCCGACUGAUGGAGAUGCUUGCGGCACAGGCUGCGCAUCGCGAAGUGGACUCCCUCGGCACCGACGAGGAAAAUAUCGCGGCAGACGAGAAAUUGACAGUUGCGGAGAAGCGGGAUAUCUUGCAGAAGAGUCUCAACAUGGCCGCCAGCAACGGUGAUGUCGAGCGCGUGCGGAAGCUGGUGGAUGGGCCGGCGAAGAGCUAUGUUGAUGUGAAUAUGCCGGAUGAGGAGGGCACAGUACCCUUGAUCUACGCUAGUUGUUUUGGCCAUCAAGACGUUGUUUCCGCACUUCUCGACGCUGGUGCUUUUGUUGACCAGCAGGAUCGUAAUCAGUGGAGCGCGCUGAUGUGGGCCAUGACCAACAGACACAAGACGAUUGCAAAGAUUCUUCUGGACCAUGGCGCCUCGCCGGAUAUAAAGUCAUCCUCAGGUGGUACGGCGUUCGACUUUGCGCAGCCGGGCAGUGAGAUCUCGGAGUAUUUACAUGAGAACGGAUAUACCUUUGGAGCCGCUGGUGUUGAGCAUGAUUUCUAUGAUGCCGGACUCGCACAUGGUCGAUUCGAGGAGGAGCUCGCGGAAAACGAGAUGAAGCGUCGUAUGAUGAUGGAAGAAAGCGCAAUUAACCUGGAAGUGGAUCUGUCAAGUCUUGGUCUGGACGAGAAAUUCGAGCCAUCGGAUGAUGAAGAUCUGGACGAGGAACAACAAGAAUUCGUCUGGGACAGAUGUCUCAACGAUCAGAUGUUUGUGUUCCAAGAUCACGAAUUGGAGCGUAUUCUGGAUAUGAUUAUCACCAACAUGACUCCACAGCGAUCUCCGUCCCAAAAACCUGUUCCAGCCAAUCUCCUCUUCCUCAGUGCGCGUUAUGCACACUAUCAUGCCAGCCCUGAGCUUCUCACAAUUCUCCUUCAUUCUGCCACGGACAAGAUCAACGACGUGGUGGAGCGUUACCAAUGGGAUAUGACCAUGCAAGCGUUCUGGCUGUCCAAUGCGACUUUAUUGCUUCAUUAUCUCAAAAAGGAUGCUGGGCUGGUGGAAGCCACCGUACAGUUCCAGCUCCACUUGGCGGAGCUUAUCAAUGAGAUCUUCGUGCUCAUAAUUCGCGAUGCCGAGCGACGAAUGAACAAAGUCCUAGAUGCGGCAAUGCUGGACCAUGAAACCAUCCCUGGACUGGAAGAUAUUGCAUUCCAAAACGAGUGGAAGCUGUUCCGAAAGAAGAAGUCGGAGGCCCCCGAGCCCGCAGAGAAGCGAUUCCGGCCUCCCUCCCUCGCCGGCGUGCGCAAAUCUCGCCUCGCAAUAUUACCUCGCUCCUCUCGUCGACUCUCUUCGUCCUUGACCUCUACGAUUGCGGAGAUUUUCAACCGCAUCAUGAGCACGAGACGAUACUUGGCGCGGACGAAGGCAAUGCAGAUUCGCAUGAAUGUUUCCACCUUGGAGGAUUGGGCCCGCACCAACAAUCGUCAACCGGAACAUUAUGAGAAUGGAUCGUUGACAACCACCGGAGAGACCACGGUGGAUGCUGCCCGCCGACACCUGGCUCCGGUCAUCCAGCUUCUUCAAUGGCUGCAAUGUUUCUCCUCACUUGGCGAGGACCACGAGUCUCUUGUGACGACUCUCCUGCAGCUCCAACAGCUCACCCCGAUCCAGCUCUUGCAUGCUGUCAAGUCCUACAGACCUGAAGUUGGCGAAAAGGGCCUGACAAAGCAAGCGAUGAGGUUCCUUCUGGACCUACAGCGUGAUCCCGAACUUAUGUAUCGGGAACAAUUCAGAAUCCAGGAAGAGAAGGCGAGGGCCGAUGCCGGCCCUAUCGCCCCUUCAACUAUCGAAACCAGCCCGAAGACGCCCACGAAGGAAAAGCCCAAGGAAGACGUUACAUCACAAGCCCCUGGAACUCCCGAUCCCGGGGCGGCAUCCCCGGGCUCAGUCGCUGUACCAUCAAGACCUAAUAGCAUGUCCGGCCCAUAUCAUAGCGACGAGCGCCCCGGCAGAGACAAUGUGUUCCUCGAUCCCACUUUCUUCCUCCCUUUCUCCCUACCCACAAGCACAGACAUGCUCAUCAGCUACGGCGCCGGACUGGGCGGAACCAACCGCGAGCGCGCACGCAAGUAUAUUCCUACAGUUCCUCCAGAGGUGCUCACUCGAUUAGACCGUGGUGCCGAGAUAUGA